CAAAUAGACGACGGUGAAUGUAAUGAUACAUGCGCAUUAGGGAAGAAACACGCCAUCGGCUACGUUAUAUUGCUAUAUUAUAUGAACAACCGGACCUUGCCACGCUCUAUUGGUUCUGCGUUUUGCUGUGUCACCGUUGGGGUUCAGAGUUACCUGGUUGAUUUAUCGCCAGAGGUCAAAAUGUUAUAUACUCUCAAUGAUGAAUACGUCUAUGCCGUGAGAAGGUGUUUGUUACUGAUGUCGGUAUUGACCCAGCACGCUAGGACGACUACAGUUGUCGGUGGACAUGGCUUCAUGUCAAGGCUUAUAACCUGGAGAUAGUUGCCACAGCAUUAACGACAGCGUCAUACCAGAUGAUGAUCAUCAGUGGCGCCAGACUGUCGGAGGUGCCCUCCCGCAUCCUGUCGAUAUUACAGCCCCAUUUGAGCACAGUUGCAGCCAGAAACGUCGCACCUGUCUUCAGGGAACCCUUCAUCCUCACCGGAUAUCGUCUGCAGGACCAGCCCUGGUGCUACUAUUGGAAGACACUGUUCCACGUCCACAACGAGAGCGUCAACGUCUGGUCUCAUGUGCUAGCCACCCUGCUCAUCCUCAGACACGUCUGGUCUUUCUCACAGACGUUUGACUUCAUUGAGGACAAGUACGGCUGGUCAUUGAUCGGGUUCAGUUUGGGAUGUUUCCUCGGGACGUUAUUGAGCGCCAUUGCCCACCAGUUCCAUUCUAAAUCUGUGUGGUGGCAUUAUGUUCUGUUCAUGAUGGACUAUGGUGGUGUCACUCUUUACACCUUCGGGACUGGAAUAGGGUGUAUGUACAUCUGUUCUCAGAGAUACAUGUACGUAGUCAUGGAACCGGUUUUCCUACCUCUCAACGUCUUCUUCAGCUGGUUUACAUUCUACGUCUGCUGCCGUGCCAAACUCAAAUUCGCAUCCACAAAUAACAGCACCCGUUAUGUCUUCAUGAUCGCAGCUCUGCUACUCUACGCACUGGUUAUUUCAAUCCCGAUAUUUGCCCGCUACACAGAGUGCAUGACGACGCCAGGAUGUUCCCUCGCCUCGCUGAACCAUCUGACCAUGUGUUUCCUUCUGCUAGCGAUAUGUGCCAUUCUGUUCUCCUGCCACGCCCCAGAGCGCCUGGCCCCGGGGCGGUUUGACCUUCUGGGUCACGGGCACUCCUUGUUCCACCUGCUGUGCCUGGUGACCAUCAGUAUGCAGAUGAAGGGCGUCCGUGUGGACAUCCAGGCAGGAGCUGCAGCUCACACCAACCCCAACCUCGGGAACAUCCUCGCGGCGUACGCCGUCCUCAUCUCGGCCCAGGUCCUUACCCUGGUCACUCUUAGGAGGGACAUUGCAGCCAGGGCCAAGAUGGAGACUCUACACUGGAUUGAUAUACGACCAAAAAGCAAAUGAUACAUUUGUUAACCCUUAUUUAUUUUAUAUUUAUAAUAAAUACAUAGAUCAGAA
Messenger RNA from Haliotis rufescens (red abalone), 1460 nucleotides. RefSeq names its product membrane progestin receptor alpha-like. The coding region runs from base 354 to 1406 and encodes 350 amino acids. Lineage: Eukaryota; Metazoa; Mollusca; Gastropoda; Lepetellida; Haliotidae. Gene Ontology annotation, cellular component: membrane. The transcript has 2 exons. Gene Ontology annotation, molecular function: signaling receptor activity. The record is from RefSeq and is a predicted model, not a curated record.